AUGCUAAAGCGCCUAGCGACAGGCGAUUGGUUCACGUCGCGCACAUCAGCGUGCGGUCUUUUCAGCGUUGCUUAUCCACGAGUUAGCCCUGCCAUCAAGGCUGAGUUGAGAAGUCUGUUCCGUCAGAUGUGUCGUGAUGAUACACCAAUGGUUCGUCGCGCGGCUGCUGCAAAACUCGGCGAUUUCGCAAAGGUAUAG
This is a messenger RNA of Cooperia oncophora, 198 nucleotides long. The record is from the annotation of a GenBank genome assembly. Lineage: Eukaryota; Metazoa; Nematoda; Chromadorea; Rhabditida; Trichostrongylidae.